AUGGCAUCAAAAAUGACUCGAUAUCAAAGACACCGUAUGGCCGAAAAUUAUUUGGUCAUCUGGGUCGAUGGAAAUAUCGACAUGGCAAAUGAAGAUUGCCAAAAUUCAUUGGAACAAUUACGUGCUGUCGUCAAUCAAGUCAAUACGUGCACGACAGCUGAACAAUGUAUAGAACAGCUUAUGGAAAAUCAAGAGGAGAUCUCAUUUGUUAUCUCCUCAGGUGCACUUGGACAACACCUGGUACCAGACAUUCAUGAUAUGGCAAAAUUAAAUGCCAUUUUCAUAUUUUGUGGCAAUAAACAACGGCAUCAAGUAUGGGCGCAAAACUGGCCGAAAAUAAAAGGUGUUCACACAACAAUCAAACAUAUUUGCGACAAAUUGGCAACAGCAAUCAAACAAUACAAUCAAGAUCACAUGUCGGUAAGCAUUGUUAGUGUGAAUGCAGGAGGUUCUAGCAAGAAUCUAGAUCAGCUAGAACCUUCUUUUAUGUAUUCCCAAAUAUUCAAGGAAAUACUCCUUGAAAUCGAACAUGAUCAACAAGCCGUCCAAGAUUUGGUCACGUACUGCCAAGAACAAUAUCAAGGCAAUAAAAAGGAAAUCAAAAUUAUCAA
Messenger RNA from Rotaria sp. Silwood1, 611 nucleotides. NCBI's taxonomy places the organism in Eukaryota, Metazoa, Rotifera, Eurotatoria, Philodinida, Philodinidae. The record is from the annotation of a GenBank genome assembly.